CAUGCAUACACGUCAUUUCAUACAUUUCUUUUUAAUUACAUGAAGUACAUGUCGUUCAUGUGUGUUAAACUCAUAAUCACCAUAAGCAUCUCAGUACAAUACAAAGAAAUUUCUUAAAAAUCAUGUGGGAAGAAGUACAAACAGCAAGUCAAGAAAAGAGAUAUGAAUUGGUUUUACAUGGACGCGAAAUAUCGGAGCGUAUCGCGGAAAAUGGGUUAGAUCUUGCUAUAUUUACUUUGAUAAAUUUGAACUUUUUACAAAUUUCUCAAACGGGACUUAUUGAACUUCCCGCUGAAAUUGGAUCGCUUGUGAAUCUUCGAACUCUCGAUUUGCACCAGAACCAACUGUCUGUAUUACCGUCAACUGUUGGGAAACUGAAUGAUCUUAAAUUUCUUGAUUUGUCUCAUAAUAACCUUGUGGAGUUGCCUUUAGAGUUAACUGAUCUCACGAACUUGCAUACGCUGAAUGUAAGUUGUAAUCAAAUAGUUUCGUUGCCAUCUUUCAUCAAACUGCAGAAUUUAUGCAAGUUUGAUUGCUCACACAACAAGCUGGAGGAUUUGCCCUAUGGAAUUCAUCAGUUACAGGCUCUGUACGAGCUGAGAGCCAAAGGCAACAUAAUAUGUAUCUUGUCAGGGGAGAUAUCUUCCAAUAUCUCCCUUAAAAUACUGGAUCUCUCAGAAAAUCAGUUAAAAACCGUGCCACAAGAACUGGGACAAUGUCAAAAGCUGAAAGAACUGUUGCUGUUGAACAAUCCAAUAACUGAAAAUCGUUUGAAGAAACUUAUCGCUCAAUGCUCAACAAAGGCUGUUCUUGACUAUGUUAGGAAUGCAGGUGGAAAAACAAAGUCAAAAGGGAAAAAAGGAAAGAAACACAUUUCUCAAAAUGAUGAGGAAGAGAAUGUAAAUGACAAGUUUGUUAUUUCAGUUGAAAGAAGUGAGGAUUUUAAGAUUAUAGUGAAAGAAAAUGUUGCAGACGUACGACCCUUCAUUGUCUGUGUGAUAGCAAAGCAGAUUGAUCUGGGAGAACCUGAAAUGUUCAAAAAUUUUAUUAGUUUACAGACAAAACUUCAUGAGACAGUUUGUGAAAAUCGUGCUGUUGGAACCAUAGCAACACAUAACUUCACAGGGAUUUCCUUCCCAUUAACGUAUGAAGCUCUACCGUUGGAUGAAAUAUCUUUGGUUCCUUUGGGCAAGGAAAAAAUAUUCACAGCAAAUGAAUUGAUCAGACAAUUGAAAGAAGAUGCUAUGAAAGAGAAACAAAGGACUAAACGCCAAGCAAAAUCUGGUUUGCUGAAGUAUUUGUCAUUGAUUGAGAAUGCGGAAAUUCUUGCAUGCUUGAAAUCAAGUGAUGGUACAGUGAUCUCUUUGCCACCAAUAACAAACAGCAACGAGAGCAAGAUUUCUCAAACUUGUUUGGACAUUGUAUUUGAAGUUACAUCAGAUCAGGACUUAAAUGUUUGUAAAAGAAUCAUGGAUGAACUUAUAGAAAAAAUUAUUGAGUCUGGACUGUAUUCGUCCAUUAACAAAACAGAUAAGAAAGAGUUGCGACUAGUGCAAGUCCGAAUUUCUGAUGAACGAGGAACUUUGAAAGUUGUCUAUCCAUCAAGAAAGGAUCUUCCUUUACAAAUGGCUGUUGUUCAAUUUACAGAUAAGUAAUGUAAAUAAGAAAAGAAAAUAUUGCGGAAUAAAUUACUAUAAUCAUGAUUGGAUCUUCGUGAAAAACUCCGAAAACUUUCCUGUAGCCGUCUCCACAUUUGUUUUCACGUUAUUUAUGUUAUUCUUGCGGACUAGAAAUUGUUUUUUCUUCAAAUGCUGUUAAGAAAAACGUUAAAUGUUUUUGUCCAUACCCAGUUACUGAAUAAUAUGGUAGGGUCAGUUAACCAUGAACAGCUAGUCAACUGCAAUGAUGGCCCGGCAUACCUGCACGAUCUAUGGAUUCAACACUCAAAUGGUGUUUUGGCAUUGUAGCAAUUGUCUUUUUCUAAAAAUGCAUGGAAGAAAAAGAUUAAAUAGAACUUCCCAAUUUGCAAUCGUAGCGACGAAAUUUAGUUCAAGCGUGAAACUCGUGGCUUCUGUGCACUUAGUAGCUGGUUCAAAACCUCUCUGGCAAUUUUGCGUAACAAUUAGCGUUCUUUAUUAAAAAAUGCAGGAAAGAAAAAGAUUAAAUAGAAGUUUCUAAAUAGCCUCGUAUCAAAGAAAUUUAGCUCAAGCGAAAUAUUCGUAGCUUCUGUGCACCUGUUUACUGGUUCACGAUCACUCUGGCAGUGUUACGUAACAAUUAGCGUUCUUUAUUAAAAAAAUGCACGAAAGAAAAAGAUUAAGUAGAAGUUUCUAAUUUGCCUCGUAUUGAAGAAAUUUAGCUCAAGCGAAAUAUUCGUAGCUUCUGUGCACCUGUUUACUGGUUCACGAUCACUCUGGCAGUGUUACGUAACAAUUAGCGUUCUUUAUUAAAAAAAUGCACGAAAGAAAAA
Messenger RNA from Xenia sp. Carnegie-2017, 2470 nucleotides. Its product is annotated as leucine-rich repeat-containing protein 47-like. The coding region runs from base 123 to 1655 and encodes 510 amino acids. Gene Ontology annotation, biological process: phenylalanyl-tRNA aminoacylation. Gene Ontology annotation, molecular function: RNA binding; phenylalanine-tRNA ligase activity; protein binding. Lineage: Eukaryota; Metazoa; Cnidaria; Anthozoa; Malacalcyonacea; Xeniidae. The transcript is spliced from 5 exons. The record is from RefSeq and is a predicted model, not a curated record.